UGCCAUUCGUCCGAAAGCAAAAAAAAAAAAACGCAGAGAGAGAGGGAGGGAGGGAGACGAGAGAGGAGAGAAGGAAACCGACGAAAUCCUCUCGCAUCUAGGGUUUCAGAAACCCUAAUCGGUUUAUCUAUCCCUUUUAUCUCUCUCCAACGCCCUACAUUCUGAAAAUCCCUAGAAUUUCCAGCCUAGGUUUCUUCCACGCACUCCUCGAUCUGCAUUAUAGGGAUUUUCUGGAGAGAAAACGGGGGAUUUCUAGGGUUUAUAGCUGCGGAAGAAUAGAAGCCUCUGAAAUCGCGUUUUUUUCCCUGAAAUUUCUAGACAUUUGUUCCGUUUUCCUGUUUGUAGAGGCGGAUCCAACCAUCGGAGAUCUCCCAGGAAUUUGAGUUUUUCCUCUCAUCUUUGGAGACAUCUACAGUUUUUUUGUUUUGCUCGGAUCGGAGCUCAAUCAGCGCGGAAGCUCGGAUCUCUCGAGUUUCCAGACCUUUGGCUUGCUCAUUUUCACUGAAUUUUUGAGGAUAAAACCAUGGUACUGUGGGUUUUUGGUUAUGGUUCAUUGGUAUGGAAUCCAGGAUUUGAAUACGAUGAGAAAGUGAUAGGCUACAUCAAGGAAUACAGGCGUGUCUUUGAUCUUGCUUGCUUUGAUCACAGAGGUACGCCAGAAAACCCAGCUAGAACUUGCACCUUGGAGGCCAAAGAAGGAGCCAUAUGCUGGGGUGCUGCAUUUUGCGUGAGAGGAGGCCUAGAAAAGGAAAGAGCAGCAAUGGAGUAUCUGGAGAGAAGAGAAUGUGAGUAUGAUCAGAAGACAUCUGUAGAUUUCUACAAGGAGGGAGAGAAUCUAAAGCCUGCAGUAACGGGAGUUUUGGUAUUCACGUCCACUCCUGACAAAGAAGCAAACAAGUACUACUUGGGACCAGCACCAUUGGAGGAAAUGGCGAGACAAAUAGCAGUUGCUUCCGGCCCUUGCGGGAACAAUAGAGACUACCUGUUCUCAUUAGAGAAGGCCAUGUUCAAUAUUGGUCAUGCAGAGGAUUCGGUGAUAGAGCUUGCUAACGAAGUGAGGAAGGUGCUCGGUAUAGGGGUGGGGCGGCCGAAAGAGAUGAAGAAGAUAGGUGGGGCUCACAUCACUGCCAUAUCCGAGUUCCCACACAUGCACCUCAUCCCCCGUCCAGAAGCCAUUGUCAUGGACUCUUCAUGAGAUAAAAAAAGAUGUGAAAGAAAAAAGAAACAAGAGCAAAGGGAUCACCAUGUCUGAUCUAUCUUUCUAUCUUUAACUUAUUUUUGUGUUUUUUCUUCUUUUUUAGCAAAUUGUUAUUUGCUAUUAACACCUUCCUUUUUUUGUUCAAUGGAAAAGAAAAGCCCAGAAUGAAGAGAUGCCACUAACCUUUAUGAUACGAAGGUCUUAAAACUAAUGUAACAGUCCCUUGUUUCUUACUGAAAUGAAGAAAAGGAAAUCCAUGGUUUUCCUUAAAAGUC
This is a messenger RNA of Magnolia sinica, 1473 nucleotides long. RefSeq names its product gamma-glutamylcyclotransferase 2-1-like. Gene Ontology annotation, biological process: glutathione catabolic process. The record is from RefSeq and is a predicted model, not a curated record. Bases 524 to 1195 code for a protein of 223 amino acids. Gene Ontology annotation, molecular function: gamma-glutamylcyclotransferase activity; glutathione specific gamma-glutamylcyclotransferase activity. The transcript has 9 exons. NCBI's taxonomy places the organism in Eukaryota, Viridiplantae, Streptophyta, Magnoliopsida, Magnoliales, Magnoliaceae. Gene Ontology annotation, cellular component: cytoplasm.